AGUAGUUGAUAUUACAUUUCGCAGAAAGUUUGUGUGACGUAAUUCUAGAGAUAGAGAGAUAUAGAAGGCCGCCGGCGGGGGAUCUCGGUGAAUUCACAAAAAAUGGAUUUCUUUGAGAAAGAGCUAAAAAAUUUUAAUCCUUUGUGUCUUUAACCUUUUCCUUUCUUUCUUUCUUCAAAUUUCCUUUAUUGGGUUCUUGUAUUCCGGCGAGAAUUUUCAGAUUUUCCGGCGAAAUAGACGUUUGUCUAUUAAAAUUCCGGUAAAAUAUUGGGUUUUCCGGUGGUCUUGUCGUUUCCUUUUCUUCUAAACUUCAUAAAUUCGCAAUCUUUAUGACUUUAUGGGUGGUUGAUAUGAGGACAAAAAGGUCAAUUAGUAGCCUCCUCUUUCGUUAUUCUCUUAAAAUUCGCCCAGGAGAUUAAAUUAUUUUUAAUUGUUUGAGCGUGUGGUCAUUGGGGAAGUGUAUUAAUGAAGUUUAGUGAUUUCCACACUAAUUAUUGGCAGUAAUUGAAUUAUGCCCGUCAUAAUGACGACAUGUUCUGUGAAGUGAAGUGAAGUGAAGUUAAUUAAUAUAAUUUUAGAAAUUAUCGCGAUAAUUUUUACGUAAUGGGUUAUGUUAAGGGACUUUGUUCAAUCAUUUAGCGUUACUUUAUCAUAUUCAAAUUCAAUUGUUUUGGGGUUUCUUGAUUUAGUUGCUGUUUGAUUCUACUUUUGAGUCUCGGAUUGGAUUGAUUCACAAUUUCUUGAAGUUUAAUUCUUUCUGCUUCAAUUCUUUGAUUCUACUUAACCAUAUAUUACUAUUGACUUUAUUUUAUUGAAAAAGAAAAAAAGGGAGAACAAUGGCUCUUUCUUUCACUAGAUUUUCAUUGUGGUGGUUGGGAGGUAAAGAGAAAGAGCAGGUCUCUUAUGGUUCAUCGGCGAAUCCAAUAAAUACUUUGGGUGAUUGGGGUUUGAGAGGAGAAUCUGAAAGUUUGAAAUUUUACUCAGUGAACGGGGCUGAUAGAAGAAUGCCCUCUUCAAGUUCGACUAGAAAAGUGAGAAGGAAAUGGAAAAGUAGGGAGGAGAGGAGGAUUGACAAGGAGUAUGAUGUGGUGUUGGUGCCAUCAGAUGGGGUUUGUUUGUCCGGUUCUGAAUCUGAUGAUUCGGAUUGGUCAAUUGGCUGGCUUGAACCACAUUCUUCCGAUUUCCUUGGUGAUGUUGAUGCCGAUGACAGUUUUGCUGUGUUAGUCCCCUGCUACAGGCAUGACUGCAAGGAAUUAGAGGGGCUGGAGGUGCCUAAUAAACAGUUCUUUAGUGCUAUUAAGAACUUUCCAAAUGAUUACUCUGCUGAGGGCAAGAAUUCUGUGGAAGAGUGGCUUUCCUCUCUCCAAAAUAUGUGAAGCUGCGGUGUCUCUGAACAUGAUUACUGCUGCACUGUGUUACCAUGGAACCAAAAGAACCAAAAGCCAUAACUCUACUAGUUAUAACAUCCAAGUAUGGCUCCAAGUAGGAGGAGACUGUGUCAAAGCUUCGAUUUCAUGACAACGGCUAGAACUGUAAUCUUUCUGUAGAACACUGCAUUAUGUUUUGUUCUUCAUGUUUUGUGUUAGAUGUGUGUUGACCACUUCUCUUGGAGACUUUAAUAUUGAACUGAUUGCUUAGUGUAUAUACAAUCAAUGUGAAUAUGUUUAAAAUGUGUAUGCUUCCAACUUGCUGCUAUUGUUAGCACUUUCUGCUUUUCCGUAAUUAGUCGAUCACAAAAAGCUGUUCAUCUUGUGCAUAAAUGCUUUACUGUCGUUGUAAUCUGUCGUCCUUUGGAUUGUACAUAAUAUUGGAGCCUUUGCUAGAAUUA
This is a messenger RNA of Olea europaea var. sylvestris, 1828 nucleotides long. RefSeq lists its product as uncharacterized. Bases 837 to 1376 code for a protein of 179 amino acids. The record is from RefSeq and is a predicted model, not a curated record. NCBI's taxonomy places the organism in Eukaryota, Viridiplantae, Streptophyta, Magnoliopsida, Lamiales, Oleaceae. The transcript has 2 exons.